Aspergillus viridinutans is the source of this 1764-nucleotide messenger RNA. RefSeq lists its product as uncharacterized. The record is from RefSeq and is a predicted model, not a curated record. The coding region runs from base 1 to 1764 and encodes 587 amino acids. The transcript has a single exon. Lineage: Eukaryota; Fungi; Ascomycota; Eurotiomycetes; Eurotiales; Aspergillaceae.
AUGCGCCUCAUGACUACUGCCGCGCUAAUCGGGACUGCUGCUGCAGCCUCGCUCAGCAGUGUCUGUACUAAAGAUUAUGUUCUCUCCGUCCUGCCUACCUCGAGCGAUGAUAUCCCCUCGGGCAUCACCAUCGACACCAGCUCCGUGACGGCCAGCACCUACCAGAACUAUUCCGUCACCGGUGCCACUUUCUGGGAGGACAUGACCGUCAGCUUUUGCGAAGUCUCCUUUGCGUAUAGCCAUCAGAACGGAGAUGACCGCGUCGUGGUCAAUUACUAUAUGCCGGAACCGACCAGCUUCCAAAACCGAUUCCUCGCCACGGGCGGUGCGGCUUAUACCAUCAACAACGGUUCGGGAGGUGCCGAUAUGCUGGGGGGUGUCGCCUUCGGCGCUGCCACCGGUUACACCGACGCUGGUUUUCCUUACUGGGGCGGCACUGACUUUGAUGAUGUGGUUAUCCGUGGCAAUGGCACCGCCAAUUGGCCGGCAAUUUACAACUGGGGUUACCAGGCCAUUGCGGAAAUGGCCCAGAUCGGCAAAGCCUUCACCAACAACUUCUUUGACGUCGGUGCGAACACCACGAAGCUGUACACCUACUUCAUCGGAUGCUCGGAAGGUGGCCGCGAGGCGUUCAGCCAGGCUCAACGUGCGCCCGAUUUGUACGACGGAAUCGUGGCUGGUGCUCCUGCCAUGCGCUACGGCCAGCAGCAAGUUAACCACCUCGCUGCGCCGGUUCAAAUCCAGACCAUCGGUUAUUAUCCUCCCUCCUGCGUCUUCCAGACGGUGGUCAACGCCACGAUAAAUGCCUGUGACGGAAUGGACGGCAAAGUGGAUGGCGUGGUGGCGCGCAGCGAUCUCUGCUUCCAGAACUUCAACGUCACCUCCAUGCUCGGCAAAUCCUACUACUGCGAGGCGAGCUCGACCAGCAGUCUGGGAUUGGGCUAUGGCAAGAGAAAGAGGCAGUCCACCUCGGCGACUCCCGCGCAGAACGGCACCUUUAACGCGAAGGACAUCGAGGUGAUCCAGGAUCUAUUGACCGGUCUCAAGGAUUCCAAUGGCGACCUUGUCUACUUCCCCUUCCAGCCGGCCGCUGGCUUUGGUGAUACCACCGUCUACGACAGCACCACCGAUACCUGGACGAUCACCUCCCCGAACUCCAACGGUGAAUGGAUCACCAAGUUUCUCAACUGGCAGAACGUCACCGAGCUGGACAUGUACGGUGUUACCAACGACGACUUGAAGCGCUGGAUGAUUGAGGGCAUGACCAAGUAUAUGGAUGUUCUCCAGACCACCCUCCCUGACCUGACUCCCUUCCACUCCAAGGGAGGCCGCCUCCUCCACUACCACGGAGAGGCCGAUACCAGUGUCCCUCCCGCCGGCUCUAUCCACUACCAUGAAUCCGUCCGGAAAACUAUGUACUCUAACCUCUCGUUUGCCGACGGCAACGACGCCCUGAACGACUGGUAUCGGUUCUACCUCGUCCCUGGCGGCGCCCACUGCGCCAUCAACGACGAGCAGCCGAACGCCGGUUUCCCCCGCGACAACUUCGCUCACCUCAUCGACUGGGUCGAGAAGGAUGUCGUUCCGGUCACCAUCAACUCCACCGUGCAGUCCGGCGCCAACGAGGGUGAAGUCCAGAAGGUCUGCACCUGGCCCUCACGUCCUUACUGGAAGGAUAACAACACCAUGAUCUGCGAGGAGAACCCUAGCUCCAUCAGCGCCAUGCUCUGGAACUUGACUGCUUACCUCACGCCAGUCUACUAA